AUGAGUACGACGACUAGGAAGUAUAUAACGGCUGACGAAGAAGUCGGAGCCAUACCCAACGGUUGGGAUGUACAGUGUGUGGGAGAAGCGAAUCGUAUUGCCUUCUACCCCAUGAACGAUGAAAAUGGCACUUUUGAGCAUCCCGUCUUCGGCUUGCUCCCUCAACCCUGGGAACUCCGGAAGACAAUAGGAGCACUGCAUUACCAUUACUUCAACACGUCCAUCAACGAGGCCUCUGAUCAUGGGCCACGCAGGGUGCUUCGGCCCGCAAGCCCACCCUCUGGAGCUAUAAACACCCGGCCGGCAGGCAUGGGAGAACUCGAACGAAACGUCAUAGCCCAACAUCCACUCCACGGCGAGUACACCCGGCUGAAGACCCUCGAUACCGGCACCGGCGACAUCGGGGGGAUGAACGGCGGGAUCUACGUCGUCGGGAGCAGUACGACCGGGCAACUCUAUGUCGAGAAGCGCUACAAGACGACCAGCCCCUUCAUGCAGGAACUCGUCAAGUCCGAGAUAUACCAGACAAGACAGCUUGUUCACCACGCCAUCAUCCACUACGUCGACGCGUACAUCGAGUACAACCCCUUCAGGGCCUCGCUCUACAUGGAAUACUGCGAUCGCGGAACGUUGAAGGAUCUCAUCGUCAAGUACAAAAAGAAGAAGAAGGCUUCCAAGCAAGACAGGAUACCCGAGAGCUUCCUCUGGCACACGCUCAUAUCGUUAGCGGACGCCCUCGCGUACCUCAAGACAGGCCGGAGUUUCGCAGCCCCCGAACUCGAUAAGCCCGACCCCACGACGUGGAAGCCCAUCGUCCAUCGCGAUAUCAAGCCAGGCAACGUCUUCUUGCGCUCGCGCGACUCGCCUACCUCGCAGAAGCCGUUUUAUGUGCUGCUGUCCGACUUCGGGCUCAUGGACUACGAGUCGCAGGACCAAGGGGGCGGCCCCGAGGGCGCGUGCGGAACAGCCGAGUAUCACGCGCCCGAACUGACCUUUGAUCCAUACCCCAGUGAGGAGCAGCGGCAUUUCCAGGCACGCCCGCACACGGGCCGAUCCGACGUCUGGGCUGUAGCUUGCACGCUGCUCUGCAUGUGUGAGCGCGACGACCUGCCGCAUAUGGACCGCGAGUGCUGGCCGUUGCGCAGCCGGAAGGCCCUGGGCCGCAUCGCGAAGCUGGAGUCCCUGGACAUCACCGACGUCGGGAUCUACUCGGAGUACCUGGCGAGGACCAUCUCGUGGGCUGCCUCGAGUGAUCCGGCAACGCGGCCUGAUGGUGAAGAGCUGAUCAAGGAGGUGCUGGCUCAGUGGGAUUUGUGGAGGUCGGAUCCGAGUUGGAAGGAGCACGUUGAUGUGGGAGGGAUGCUGCCUUCGUGGGCUACUAGAAAGCGCACCGUCACGUUUACGCCUUUGCCGUUACCCUGA
Messenger RNA from Anthostomella pinea, 1422 nucleotides. The record is from the annotation of a GenBank genome assembly. Lineage: Eukaryota; Fungi; Ascomycota; Sordariomycetes; Xylariales; Xylariaceae.